Lathyrus sativus (Indian pea) is the source of this 303-nucleotide messenger RNA. The record is from the annotation of a GenBank genome assembly. Lineage: Eukaryota; Viridiplantae; Streptophyta; Magnoliopsida; Fabales; Fabaceae.
AUGUCGUCGGGUGUGGCCAACAACGAGGAAGACAAAAAGCCCACUGAUCAGGGCGGCGCACACAUCAAUCUUAAAGUCAAGGGUCAGGAUGGGAAUGAAGUGUUCUUCAGGAUCAAGAGAAGCACACAACUAAAAAAGCUUAUGAACGCUUACUGCGAUCGUCAGUCGGUUGACUUCAACUCCAUUGCCUUUCUCUUUGAUGGGCGUCGCCUCCGUGCAGAGCAGACUCCAGACGAGCUUGAAAUGGAAGAUGGAGAUGAAAUUGAUGCGAUGCUUCAUCAGACAGGAGGUUCUGUUGUCUGA